Molecule: messenger RNA, 1576 nt
Organism: Schizosaccharomyces cryophilus OY26
Lineage: Eukaryota; Fungi; Ascomycota; Schizosaccharomycetes; Schizosaccharomycetales; Schizosaccharomycetaceae
Product: calreticulin/calnexin
Exons: 2
Coding region: 239-1429 (396 amino acids)
Biological process (GO): protein folding
Cellular component (GO): endoplasmic reticulum membrane; endoplasmic reticulum
Molecular function (GO): calcium ion binding
Source: RefSeq, a predicted model, not a curated record
AGUGACCUGAGUAAUGUCAAUCUGAGCACCUAAAACGAACGAUAUAAGCAUAUCAAUUUUACAACGGGAAAACAAGCCAAGGGUUCAUUCAUCUCUAUUUAAACCUAUUUUUCUCUAUUGUUCAGAGUCUACGUGUGCUAAUAUCAACCUUUGGGGAUCUGCUAACGAAUCAUAACUUUGUAACGCUUGGAAUUAAUUGUCUCUUCAUGUUACUCUUCAAAUUCAAAUCCUAAAAGACAUGGAUAUUAUUCAUUUAUUCUUCAUUGUUGGAAUCGUUUGUUUUCAUCCAAUAUCAUUGGCAUUGGCUACCAGGUUAAAUGCUAAAACUUACAAGCCAUGUGCAGUUCCAGCAGUAUUUGCUGAACAAUUUACGAAAGAAGACUUGGAGAGCUGGAAAGAUCGAUGGUUCUCACCAUCAGGUAAUCGAGUAGGAUCAUUUAAUCUUGUAGAAGCACCAAAUAAACAUUUGGUAAAUGAAUACGGGCUCAUUACUACUGCUCCAAAGGAGCAACAUGUUAUUUUCAGUAAUUUUGACGUACCGAUUACAAGAGAAACUCCCUUUAUUCCCAUUGCUUUGUCUUUUCAAGUGAAGCCUACUGUAAGAUGGGACUGUGGACAUGCUAAUAUCAAGGUUGCCAGUCAAGAUUAUCGUCCUUUUGAAUAUAGAAAAGCUAUUCCUCCUUUGAUAGAAUUUGGUGUGAAAAAAUGUGGCUUAUACGACUACGUAUAUUUCUCUUUUGGCAGUUAUGACCAUCAAAGCAUCUAUCAUUUGAUCAAUCCUCCACGUAGCGAGUUGACGGAAGAUGUGACAAAUAUGUAUACACUUCUUUUGCGCGAUUCUACUUAUACAAUUCGAAGGAAUAAACAAAUUAUUGCGCAUGGGGAUGUACAAAAGAGUUUUACUGAAUCCCCUACAAAACGAUCAUCGUUUCAACACGAAACUUACAAUGCAGAGGGAGUUGCAAAUGAGACUUCCUACUAUACCCCAAGCAAUGUCUUUCGUCGCCUUUUGUUACAAAAUGAACCAUAUCCGCUUAGCGCUAAAGGAAUCGAGCUGGAUGUUUGGAGUGAAGUACCUGGUAUUUUCGUGAAUAAUAUAUUUUUUGGAUUCUCUGAAAGUGAUGUUAUGCUUUUUGAGAAUGAGACUUUUGAUCUGAAAAACUUAUUAGAAUCUAGCCAGGUUUCGAACAGCGUUGAGUCUGAUGAUGGAAUCGUACGGAUGUUACUAAAACUAACCAUAACUAACCUGAAAAAUGCUUGUUCGUACAUAUAUGAUGCCACUUAUGUUUCUGUUUAUGAUUAUUUUUACGACAUUUGGAUUACAGAAGGUAGAGUUCUACCGAAGGAAGCAUGGAAAUAUACUUUCCAUGCCAUAUCCAUACUUUGUGUAAUUUUUUGUCCAAUUCUUUACUGGAUGUUCAAAUUAUGAAAAGAUGUAUUAAUUGUUUGCAGAAUUAACCUAUAAUAAUAUAUAUAUGAUGUUGAAAUGAGAUAUGUAAAUAAUGUCGUUUCAUGCUUGAAAAAGCAACCUAAUCAACUGGGUCAUAUCACAGCAUGUAUUUUUUUAAAAGCCAAG